Schistocerca nitens (vagrant locust) is the source of this 600-nucleotide messenger RNA. RefSeq lists its product as uncharacterized. NCBI's taxonomy places the organism in Eukaryota, Metazoa, Arthropoda, Insecta, Orthoptera, Acrididae. Gene Ontology annotation, molecular function: protein dimerization activity. The transcript has a single exon. The coding region runs from base 1 to 600 and encodes 199 amino acids. The record is from RefSeq and is a predicted model, not a curated record.
AUGCCAAUAUACUUUACCUAUGAUGGAAGGGGUGAGAUAAUAGAUGAUCCAACAAAACAUUACAGGAUUGAAUUCGACUAUUAUCUUUUAGAUACAGUAACCACACCUUUGGAUGAGAGAUUCAGUCAACUGACAUCUCAUUGUGAUUAUUUUGAUUUUCUCUACGACAUCGGCGAGCUGAAGAAUGCACCUCCUGACUGCCUGGACACACAAUGUAGCAACCUCGCAGUGACUUUGCAAGAUCAUGAGUCAAGCGACAUUAAUGCACUGGAGUUGAGGGAAGAACUAAAAGUUCUUUUAACAGUGUUGAAACCUGGAAUAGGUCCAAAAGAGACUCUGAUAGGAAGACAUAAUUUUUGGCCUAAUGUUAACAUUGCUCUGAGAUUUCUCCUAACACUCCCAGUGACAGUUGCCAGUGGAGAGAGGAGUUUCUCAAAACUGAAAUUGAUAAAGACAUACCUCCGAUCAACGAUGAGCCAAACUCGUUUGAAUGAUCUUGCAACAAUAUCGACUGAGCAUGAGCUUGCAGAGGACUUAAAUUACACAGAUCUUGUGAAAGAGUUGGCACAAGCAAAAGCCAGGAAGGUUCGAUUUUUCUAA